Messenger RNA from Trichomycterus rosablanca, 1620 nucleotides. RefSeq names its product asparagine synthetase (gene asns). The record is from RefSeq and is a predicted model, not a curated record. The transcript is spliced from 11 exons. Lineage: Eukaryota; Metazoa; Chordata; Actinopteri; Siluriformes; Trichomycteridae. Gene Ontology annotation, cellular component: cytosol. Bases 1 to 1596 code for a protein of 531 amino acids. Gene Ontology annotation, molecular function: asparagine synthase (glutamine-hydrolyzing) activity.
AUGUGUGGUAUAUGGGCGAUAUUCGGCGGCGGCGAGUGCCUGUCGGCUCAUUGCGCCAACGCCAUGAAGAUCGCAUACCGGGGUCCGGACGCUUUCCGCUUCGAGAACGCCAGCGGCUUCACGAACUGCUGCUUCGGCUUCCACCAGUUGGCCAUCGUGGAUCAGCUGUACGGCAUGCAGCCGCUCCGCGUCAAGCGCUUCCCGUUCCUCUGGCUCUGCUACAACGGGGAGAUCUACAACCACCAGCAGUUGAGGAAGCAGUUUGAGUUUGAGCACCAGACCAGAGUGGAUGGAGAGGUCAUGCUGCACCUGUACGACCGGUUCGGCAUCGAGAAGAUGGUCACGCUGCUGGACGGCGUGUUCGCCUUCGUGCUGCUGGAUACGGCCAAUAAGAAGGUGUUCCUGGGAAGAGACACGUACGGCGUGAGGCCUUUGUUCAGGAUGCUGACCGAUGAUGGCCUCCUCGCUGUCUGCUCAGAGGGCAAGGGUCUGAUCCAUGUCACCCACUCCACAUCAAAGCCGGUGAAGAUCAGCCCCUUCCUUCCGGGUCACUUUGAGGUGUUUAACCUGAACCUGGGUGGAACAGUGGUGUCCGUCCAGCUGAAGCAGUUCCAUUGCUGCACCGCCGAGCCCGAACAUGUUACAUACGACACAAUAGAGAGGCUCAGCUCAGAUUUGGAUCUGCAGACGAUGAAGAACAACAUCAGGAUCCUGUUUGAGAACGCGGUGAGGAAGCGGCUCAUGGCCCGCCGGAGCAUCGGCUGCCUCCUCUCAGGCGGCCUCGAUUCCAGCCUUGUCGCCGCGACGGUUAUCAGACUGGCCAAAGAGGAGCAGCUUCAGGGUCCCAUUCAGACGUUCACCAUCGGGGGCGAAUGUAGUCCAGACGCCGCAGCUGCUCGCAAGGUGGCGGCGCACAUCGGCAGCGAGCACCACGAGGUGAGUUUCACUGCGGAGGAAGCCAUCCGCGCCCUGGAGGAGGUCAUCUUCCACCUGGAGAGUUACGAUGUCGGGACGAUUCGCGCCUCCGUCGGAAUGUAUCUGGUGUGUAAGUACAUCCGCGAGAGGACGGACAGUGUGGUGAUCUUCUCCGGUGAAGGAUCUGAUGAACUCGCUCAGGGCUACCUCUACUUCCACAAGGCUCCGUCGGCCGAGGAACUGUACCUGUUCGACGUGUUGAGGGCGGACAGAACCACCGCUGCACACGGUUUGGAGCUGAGGGCGCCUUUCCUGGACCACAGGUUCACUGCUUAUUACCUCUCGCUACCUGAACAGUUGAGGGUGCCCAAGGACGGCGUGGAGAAGCGUCUUCUCAGAGAGGCGUUUAAGGGACUGGAUCUGAUCCCCGACGAGAUCCUGUGGAGACGUAAACUGCCCUUCGGUGACGGUCUGACAUCCGCCAAGAACUCCUGGUACGACGUCUUACAGGAGCACGUCGAGUCUGAGGUGAACGACUCUCAGUUUAAGAACGCAGCUCAGUUGUUUCCCUACAACCCUCCCAUGACGAAAGAGGGCUUUUUCUACCGGCAGAUCUUUGAGAAGUUUUACCCCGGCCGCUGUGAGUGGACGCCACAUUUUUGGUUGCCUCGUUGGACCUGAGCGACCGUUUACAAACCUGACAGG